GCUCAACAGUAAACUAUUAAAAUAAAAUAGGGAAAUUAUUUAGUUAAUGAUCAAACACCUUUUACAAAUUAUUCUCAUUCAUGGCAGACUGGCAAAUAGAUUUUCUCUGAAUGAGGAAGAAUGGAAGAAGCUUUUGAAGAAAGCCAGGACCCACAGAGGGCUGUAGAGCCAAUGAUGAUGAUGCUACUACUGGUUUCUUCCUUAAAAUUGUGUAUUUGCCGGUAGAUGAUGAAGCUACUACUGGUUUCUUCCUUAAAAUUGUGUAUUUGCCGGUAGUCACAACUGUUUAUAAUUUUUACUAGCCUCCAACUUCAUUCUCCACACCUUGCUACUGAAAAAAAUAUUAAAUCGCUCAUAACUAAUAGACACUUCUUUGGUGUUUGUAGUACUAUCCUUUUUAUGUACUCUUAUGCACCUAAAAGAGUGGAUACUGCAUGACCAUUCCAUCGACCUUUUUAUUCUGACCUGGCAGGCUUUGGUUGGUUUUAACCUUCAUGAAGUGUGCCUGUGAUUCAGAUUGUAGUAUUCUGGGUUGUGUUGUAUAGUCUUUUGUUGCAUACCACUGGUUUAGAGGAACAAGGUGCCUGCAUCUUUAGGGUUGAAGUAAGUGUCAGGAUGUUGAAGGGUUAUAUAGGGGUAGGCAGAUGAUUGGGAUAUGGAGCACAUAAAGAUUGGACUGUCAGAGCCAUAAAAGAGGAAGGGAGAUGAAGCUCAGUACAGAUGGGCCUCAACAACCCAGAUCAGUGUUAUGAAAACCUGAAACCCUAGAUAUGUCUAUAGUCUUGUUUAGAUUAUGUAAAGUACAAUGUGAUAUUUUAAUAUUAUGAAUGAAGGGUUGGGAGGAUGUCACAACAUACUGUGGCUUAAUAUUUGGCUGGACAGACUGAAUAAAAUCACAAAAAUUAAAUGUGGAACACUCACAUUACCAAUUGUAAAGAUUUGCAACAACUGUUUUCCUUGGCAGAAUUUGAUACCUUUUCUUCAGUCCCUUCAGGUAAAAAGAAACAUUUAAUCAAAACUUAUUUAUAGGGGAUAAACUAAUAUUUAAUAAUGAAUGGAUUCACUAUCAGGGAAGCUAGACGUGAAGAUUGUAGAGAAAUUCGGAGACUGAUACAGGAACUGGCAAGUUAUUCACAGUACCCAGAAGAUCCAGCAAUUGAAACAGACAUUCUGGAAGAGGACGGUUUUAAUCCUGAGCAUCCAUAUUUCUACUGUUUUGUUGCUGAACGAUCCCUUGAAGACAGUGGUGAUGCUGUUGUUCCAAAUAAUAGUGGGGAGUUUUCUGACAUAGGAGCAUGUGGAAGUUCAAAUACAGGAACAAGUGAUGAUUCUAAUGCAAAUAUAUUGUUAGGAUAUGCACUGUACUAUUAUACUUACUCAACUUGGAAGGGAAAGGCACUCUACUUGGAAGAUCUUUAUAUAACCCCUGGUUGUCGAGGGCAAGGUCUGGGAUCAGCCAUAUUUAAUAGAGUAGCCAAGAGAGCUUUUGAGUCUCGUUGCUCUCGAUUAGAUUUUGCUGUCCUUAAUUGGAAUCCAGCUCGAGAUUUCUAUAAAGCAAAGGGUGCAAUUGACAUCACAGAAGAGGAAGGCUGGCAUCAUUACAGACUAGAUCGUGAAGCACUGGCAAAGUUGGCAUUGGAAGUAAACAAGGUUAAUGUCAAUAAUGAGUAGAAUUUGUAAUAAGUUACCAGUUCUUUUGCUUAAACAAUAUUAUUUCUCUUAAAUACAGCAGAACCAGGGUUGGUUUCAGUAUUUAUAGUGUGUUAUCAUCUUUCUUACACAGCCAGAGAUAUCAGUUAUCAGAACAUUUUUUUAUGGUAUGCAACAAUAUGCCAUGCUAACAACUUCCUAAAAAAAAACAUAUGCCAAUAAGAAUUAAUCAGUAAUAAAGAUUCAAAUAAUUACAAA
Molecule: messenger RNA, 1908 nt
Organism: Zootermopsis nevadensis
Lineage: Eukaryota; Metazoa; Arthropoda; Insecta; Blattodea; Termopsidae
Product: thialysine N-epsilon-acetyltransferase
Molecular function (GO): N-acetyltransferase activity
Source: RefSeq, a predicted model, not a curated record